AUGGCCAGAACUAAGCAAACAGCUAGAAAAUCCACUGGUGGUAAAGCACCAAGAAAACAAUUAGCCUCCAAGGCUGCCAGAAAAUCCGCUCCAUCUACCGGUGGUGUUAAGAAGCCUCACAGAUAUAAGCCAGGUACCGUUGCCUUGAGAGAAAUCAGAAGAUUCCAAAAAUCUACUGAACUUUUGAUCAGAAAGUUGCCUUUCCAAAGAUUAGUCAGAGAAAUUGCUCAAGAUUUCAAGACCGAUUUGAGAUUCCAAUCUUCUGCUAUUGGUGCUCUUCAAGAAUCUGUCGAAGCUUAUUUGGUUUCCCUAUUUGAAGAUACCAAUUUGGCUGCCAUUCACGCUAAGCGUGUUACUAUCCAAAAGAAGGAUAUUAAGUUGGCUAGAAGAUUAAGAGGUGAAAGAUCUUAA
Naumovozyma castellii is the source of this 411-nucleotide messenger RNA. RefSeq names its product histone H3. Bases 1 to 411 code for a protein of 136 amino acids. NCBI's taxonomy places the organism in Eukaryota, Fungi, Ascomycota, Saccharomycetes, Saccharomycetales, Saccharomycetaceae. The transcript has a single exon. The record is from RefSeq and is a predicted model, not a curated record.